CGUGCAGAUCUGACAAAGCUGCCUGGGCAAGUCUGCAUGUGUGUCUUUCAUCAGAACGAGUGAAAAUGAUGCAAAGUGCGCCUGUUUUACCCACCGAGAGCGCCGUUAAAGGUCUACCGGACAUUCUCGGAGUACCAGUGCAACAGAUUCCCCAGUGCGCGGGCUGCAGUCAGCACAUCCUGGAUAAGUUCAUCCUCAAGGUGCUGGACCGCCACUGGCACUCCAAGUGUCUGAAGUGCGCGGACUGCCAGGCGCUGCUCGCGGACAAAUGUUUCUCGCGCGCUGGGAAUGUAUACUGCAAAGAGGACUUCUUUAAGCGUUUUGGAACAAAGUGUGCCUGGUGUCAGCAGGGAAUCCCCCCAUCACAGGUGGUCCGAAAGGCCCAGGACUUCGUCUAUCACCUGCACUGUUUCUCCUGUGUGAUGUGCAGCAGACAGCUGGCCACCGGCGACCAGUUCUACCUCAUGGAGGACGGCCGCCUCGUCUGUAAAACGGACUAUGAGACAGCCAAGCAGAACGAUGAUUCAGAAGCAGGAGCGAAGCGCCCACGCACCACCAUCACAGCCAAACAGUUGGAGACCCUGAAGAGCGCCUACAAGAACUCACCCAAACCAGCCAGGCAUGUCCGGGAGCAGCUUUCUUCUGAGACAGGCCUGGACAUGCGUGUGGUGCAGGUGUGGUUCCAGAACAGACGAGCCAAGGAGAAGCGGCUGAAGAAGGACGCAGGUCGUCAUCGCUGGGGUCAGUUCUACAAGAAUGUCAAACGCAGCCGUGGGUCCAGUAAGGUGGAGAAAGAGAGCUCAGCAGAGGAUGGAGGUCUCAGUGACAGUGAACUCAGCUUCCGAGAGGAGCAGAUCCUAUCAGACCUGAGUCACACCAACAGCCUGUAUGGAAGUGUUGGCGACGUAUCCAGUGGAAACGUGAUGAAUGGUGGUUUCCCACUGGAGGCAGGUGGGCAGCCCUACCCCGAGCUACGGGAGGGGAGCCCCUACGCUCUGCCUCAGUCCCCAUCAUCGGUCAGCUCACUGGCCGGCCACACCCCUCUGCUCAGCAGUCUGGCCUUCAGCAUAGACGGCCUUCCUCUGGCAGGGGGGGCGCCUGCUGUCAGCCAGGCGCUCAGGGUCAUGACUGGGGGACCGACCUCUGACCUCUCCACCGGCAGCAGCACAGGAUACCCAGACUUCCCGACCAGCCCCGCCUCCUGGCUGGAUGAAAUGGACCACUCUCAGUUCUGAGGUCAAAGGUCACAGAGGCAAGUGUGGUCUUGAAAGCGUGCAGAGAAAAAGGAAACAGGAACAAAGGAGAUUGUGCAGGGCCCAGAGGACCGGGAGCCUGUAAUUAA
Molecule: messenger RNA, 1342 nt
Organism: Electrophorus electricus (electric eel)
Lineage: Eukaryota; Metazoa; Chordata; Actinopteri; Gymnotiformes; Gymnotidae
Gene: lhx4
Product: LIM homeobox 4
Biological process (GO): regulation of transcription by RNA polymerase II; neuron differentiation
Cellular component (GO): nucleus
Molecular function (GO): RNA polymerase II transcription regulatory region sequence-specific DNA binding; DNA-binding transcription factor activity, RNA polymerase II-specific; zinc ion binding
Source: RefSeq, a predicted model, not a curated record